Arachis duranensis is the source of this 627-nucleotide messenger RNA. RefSeq lists its product as uncharacterized. Lineage: Eukaryota; Viridiplantae; Streptophyta; Magnoliopsida; Fabales; Fabaceae. Bases 11 to 502 code for a protein of 163 amino acids. The record is from RefSeq and is a predicted model, not a curated record. The transcript has a single exon.
UCGUAGUCGAAUGCUUAUAGCCCAAAGCCGCCAGAAGAGCUAUGCUGAUCAGAGGCGAAAGCCUUUGGAGUUUGAAGAAGGAGAACAUGUCUUUUUGAAAGUUACACCAACCACUGGAGUGGGAAGAGCUAUUAAGACUAAGAAACUGAAUCCCCGUUAUAUUGGACCCUUUGAGAUUCUGAAGAGGAUUGGGCCAGUGGCUUAUAGAAUUGCCUUACCGCCAUAUCUUUCGAAUUUGCACGACGUGUUUCAUGUGUCUCAGCUUAGGAAGUACACUCCUGACGCAAGUCAUAUUCUAGAACCGGAACCAAUCCAAGUGAGAGAAGAUCUAACACUUUCAGUGAUUCCAGUGAGAAUUGAUGAUACUAAUAUUAAACGAUUACGCGGAAAGGAAGUAUCAUUGGUAAAAGUGGCUUGGAGUCGAGCUGGUAUCGAGGAACAUACCUGGGAGCUCGAAUCAGAUAUGCGAAAGGACUAUCCACAUCUCUUUUCAGGUAACUAGAUUUGAAUUUUGAGGGCAAAAUUCUUUAUUAGGUGGGUAGGAUGUAAACCCCGGUUAAAUUAGUAGAUAAUUAGUCAAUAAAUUAAUUUUUAAUAAGGAAGAUUAGAGAGGUGAAUAUUAUAUUA